AUUUCUUCCUGUUUACCACCCUCAGCCCCUCAGCACGCCUGCUUCGUAAAAUAAGCUGGAUAUCACUCCUUCUACCUAGGAGAGUCUUGCUUGGGACAGACUGUAAAGCGCGCAGACUCCCCUCUACUCUACGUAGCCAGUCACGCGCUCCCAAUAUCAACCAGUGUUGAAGAUACCAGCUCAUUCAUAGGCUUUCUAUCUCUUACUUGUCUGAUUGAAGGUCAUCAGUAUGAGCUAACAUGCCUCUAGAACAGGUCAAGCGCCUCCAGCGCAAUGGCAGCAUUGAACAUGAGAUCUCUAUUUUCUGGGUUCCAAGACGGACACUUGUUAGCAAUACAAUCCUCGAGGAAGCGGGCAUAAUCGGAGACGUGAACAUCGCCGAAUUCCCGCUGUAUUUCAUGCCGCUGGAACAGGAUGUCCUGUCUCUGGAGAUGGAGGGCGCCUUUAGUGAUCUCUACCUGCACAAAGAUCCAGGAUGCAUCUUCCACUCCGCGAAGGCCCUGAUGGACAUUCAGCAGAGGCACGGUUACUUUCCUCGGAUUAUCGGCAAGGGUGACCAUGCAAGACGACUGGCCGACCUGCUUCUCCGAAUGAGAAAGGAGCUGGACGCUGAAGAGAGCUCCGGGCUCGCCGGAGUGUCAGCCCGCGGUCUAUUGCCCAGUGCAAGCACAGAGAGCCUCAUCAUCAUCGACCGCGAAGUCGACUUUGGCACCCCGCUCCUCACUCAACUGACCUACGAAGGCCUCAUCGACGAGACAGUCGGCAUCAAGAACAACCAAGCCGAUAUCGACACCUCUAUCAUCGGCGGGGCGGCUACUGUUCCGCAAGCGCAGGAAUCCUCCAAAGGCCCGCAACAGCCCUCGUCCUCCAAGCAGCACCAGAAGCGCAAGAUUCAACUUGACUCAUCAGAUCAGCUCUUCAGCCAACUGCGGGACGCCAACUUCGCCAUUGUCGGCGACAUCCUCAACAAAGUCGCGCGGCGCCUCGAGAGCGACUAUGAAAGCCGCCACUCGGCCAAGACCACGACGGAGCUGCGCGAGUUCGUCAACAAACUCCCCUCCUACCAGCUCGAGCACCAGAGCCUGCGGGUGCACACCAACCUCGCCGAGGAGAUCAUGCGCACCACCCGCGCCGACAUCUUCCGCAAGCUCCUGGAAGUGCAGCAGAACUACGCCGCAGGCUCCGACCCGACCUACCACCACGACGCGGUGGAGGAGCUCAUCGCCCGCGACGUCGCCCUGCCCGCCGUCCUGCGCCUCCUGUGCCUCGAAUCCUGCAUGUCCGGCGGUCUGCGGCCGCGGGACCUCGAGAAUUUCAAGCGCCAGAUCGUCCAAGCCUACGGCCACCAGCACAUCCUGACCUUCUGCGCCCUCGAGAAGAUGCAACUCCUUCAGCCCCGCGCCCCUACCAACCCCACCUCCCUCCUCCUUCCCACUACCACCACCACUGCCGCCGCCACAGGAGGUUCUCCCCACCACCACCAACACAGCACAAGCCCGCGCACCAACUACAACACCCUCCGCAAAACCCUGCGCCUCGUCGUCGAGGAAGUCAGCGAAAAGGACCCCAACGACAUCGCCUACGUCUACAGCGGCUUCGCCCCGCUGAGCAUCCGCCUGGUGCAGUGCGUCCUGCAGAAACCCUACAUCCUCUCCCUGGCGCGCGGUGGGCCCGUGGCCGCCCCAACCCAGGCCCCGGCCCCCGCCAGCGCGACCACCUCCUCGCCGGGCUGGCUGGGCUUCGAGGACGUGGUCAAGAGCGCCCGCGGCGCGACGUUCAGCCUCGUGCAGAAGGGCGACGACAAGGCCGUGCGCGCCCGCCAGACCAUCAGCGGCGCCCCGGCCAUCAAGACGGUCUAUGUCUUCUUCCUGGGCGGCAUUACGUUCACCGAGAUCGCCGCCCUGCGGUUCAUCGCCGCCCAGGAGGCGUCCCGGCGCCGGAUCAUCAUCUGCUCGACGGGCAUCGUGAAUGGGGAUCGCAUGAUGGAGGCGGCGAUUGAGACGGGGCGCCUGGCGUGAUGAGGGAUGAUCUCGGUGGAGAAUGAAUGAGAAGUGAAAGGUGACGGUUGUGGAAUUCACAUGACAGGAUAGGAUAGGAUAGGAUAAUAUACUU
Molecule: messenger RNA, 2112 nt
Organism: Aspergillus fijiensis CBS 313.89
Lineage: Eukaryota; Fungi; Ascomycota; Eurotiomycetes; Eurotiales; Aspergillaceae
Product: Sec1 family protein
Exons: 2
Coding region: 240-2018 (592 amino acids)
Biological process (GO): vesicle-mediated transport; intracellular protein transport
Cellular component (GO): fungal-type vacuole; CORVET complex
Source: RefSeq, a predicted model, not a curated record